AUGGACUUUUCUGACUUGAUCUUGGCGGUGACAGGCGGAGUGCCGGCCAUGAACAAUUUGCCCGUUCGGUCGGCGUACAGCAUCGCAACACAACUGAAGUCGAUCCGAUCUCUGUGGAUCAACGACAUGAAGAUCCAGAGGAGAUGCACUAGGACGGGUUUCGUUGGUAUGUUUGAUAGAAUGAUGGGCAAGAAGAUGGUGGGCAAGGACAGGGACGGCAACACGUACUGGGAGAUAUGGAACCCCCAUGGGAAGUUUAACCCUCGGCGAGAGAUUCGAUAUGCGAAACCACUGGAGGACGUCGAAUUCCACGAGGUGAUACCUGAGUGGAGACUCUGGUUGAGGCACAUCAAGAAAUUCCCUCCCACUGAUGAAGAGAUCGAGAGGGGGGAGAGGGAGCGAGCGGAAACUCUGAGAAAAGCAAGGGAGAUAGAAGCAGAAGACGCAAGGCUCGAGUCCCUGUGGGAGCUCAGGAACCCCGACUACCAACCAUCAAGCAGCAGGAAGUCAGGACUUGACAGGUUGCUGGAACACCACCGUUCAAGGCACCAGCCCAACGCAGCCAGCGGGCCCGGCAAGGGCGUACGCUAUGUCGAGGAGUACGAUCCUUUCUCUUGA
Guillardia theta CCMP2712 is the source of this 618-nucleotide messenger RNA. RefSeq lists its product as hypothetical. NCBI's taxonomy places the organism in Eukaryota, Cryptophyceae, Pyrenomonadales, Geminigeraceae. The transcript has 7 exons. The record is from RefSeq and is a predicted model, not a curated record. The coding region runs from base 1 to 618 and encodes 205 amino acids. Gene Ontology annotation, cellular component: membrane. Gene Ontology annotation, biological process: mitochondrial respiratory chain complex I assembly.